UCAUGCUGCUGCCAGGUCCCGAGUCUCUCUUGGGUCCCUGUACGGCCUCCCAUUGCUGCUGUCUCCAUCGCCACACUCUGCAUGUGCCACUUUCAGGUCUCCUCACACUGCUGCAGGGUUCCCAUUUUGUCAUAGGGUGCUGGCAGAUUACGGGCCUCCCAUUGCUGCUGCCAGGCCCUUAAUCUGCCAUGGGCCCCAGUACCGCCUCCUCAUGCUGCUGCCAGGUCCAGAGUCUCUAUGGGUCCCUGUACGGCCUCCCAUUGCUGCUGUCUCCAUCGCCACACUCUGCCCAUGUGCCACUUUCAGGUCUCCUCACACACUGCUGGUGUGUUCCAUUUUUUG
Molecule: messenger RNA, 342 nt
Organism: Staurois parvus
Lineage: Eukaryota; Metazoa; Chordata; Amphibia; Anura; Ranidae
Source: the annotation of a GenBank genome assembly